Molecule: messenger RNA, 363 nt
Organism: Eremothecium sinecaudum
Lineage: Eukaryota; Fungi; Ascomycota; Saccharomycetes; Saccharomycetales; Saccharomycetaceae
Gene: SPG4
Product: Spg4p
Exons: 1
Coding region: 1-363 (120 amino acids)
Source: RefSeq, a predicted model, not a curated record
AUGUUAGGUGGGUUUUUCGGACAAUUCACCGUUUACAAUAGAAACAAACACUCUAGACCAGGCUUGUCUGGUGCCAACCACUCAAACAUUGGCGCCGGUAAGACUACUUUUAUUUUUGCUGAUGAGUACCGUGAGCCAGUUAGGCGUGCGUCUACAACUUCUGAAUCAGAACUGACGGCAUCAUCGUCUGCGUCUGAAAAUAUAACUGCUCACGAUUCACUACCUGCAGCUGGACUGCCCAAGAGAGCAGCUACGGAAAUGAACCCUAACAUGGUGGAUAUAUCAACGUUAAGUCAAGGAGAAUUUGAAAGAUUAAAGGCUACAUUAAGAAAGGGGUCCCCUAACAAUAGAGUAAACUUCUGA